GGCAGGCUGAGCAGCGGGCAGGAUUGGCCGAGUGCUCCUACUGGUCAGCCCCUGGCCCUGUCUCCGUGUCCCCAACGCCAGGACCCGUUCAGCUCCUCCCCGAUGGCCACUCCCUCACCCAAGCCCAGUGCCCUCAGCUGCCAUCACAAGCACCCGACGGCCAAGACCCCCCUUUCAUGGCCAGCCCUGGGGAGGCCCAGGAGGAGGAGGGGGAGCAGGAGGGAGGCUCCGCGGGGCCCUGGGCCGCCAUGCUGGCGCAGGCCCAGGAGCUGUUCCUGCUGUGUGACAAGGAGGCCAAGGGCUUCAUCACCCGGCACGACUUGCAGGGCCUGCAGAGCGACCUGCUCCUCACGCCCGAGCAGCUCGAGGCCGUGUUCGAGAGCCUGGACCAGGCCCGCACGGGCUUCCUCACUGCCCGGGAGUUCUGCCUCGGCCUGGGGAAGUUUGUGGGGGCAGAGUCGGUCCAGGGCACACAGCCCUCGGGGGCUCUUGAGGAAACCUUUGAGUCGGGCUGGUCCGAGGGGCCAGGCACGGGGGGCUCCCUGGAGGAGGAGGAGGAAGAGGAGGAGAGGUUCCUCUCCGCGCUGGAGCAGCUGGGGGUGGCCCGGGUCCUGAUCGAGUGAGUCUGCGCUGGUCCUGCCCCAGCUCCCUGGUCUGCAUGCUGCCUGCUAACGUCCCCGCAUGCCUGCUCUGGGCAUGGUCCCAGGCGGGGUCUGGCCCUGCGGUUCCCUCUCAGCUGCCACCACCUGGGCGGGCGGGUGUGAUUUCCCGCAGAAUUUGCAUUUUGGGAGGCAGCAGUCCAGGCUGCUGGGAGGGGU
Messenger RNA from Myotis davidii, 818 nucleotides. It is a transcript of the gene CRACR2B, whose product is annotated as calcium release activated channel regulator 2B. Lineage: Eukaryota; Metazoa; Chordata; Mammalia; Chiroptera; Vespertilionidae. Gene Ontology annotation, molecular function: calcium ion binding. The coding region runs from base 177 to 623 and encodes 148 amino acids. The transcript has 4 exons. The record is from RefSeq and is a predicted model, not a curated record.